AUGGACUGGGGCGCGAGCCUGGUGUCGAGCCGCCCUUCGUCUCCGGAGCCCGAUGACCUCUUCGUGUCGGCGAGGAGCAAGAGCGGCGGGGGCUUCUCGGCGGGCGGCGCCGUGUCCAGCUCGACGCCCAACGAUUCCCCCGCGGAGCUGAGCGCGGAACUGCGCAGCGCCAUGAGCGCCGCCGGGGUGGUCGUGGUGGACAAGCUGGCCUUCAAGUCGCCCUCGUCGUCGUCCUCGUCGUCAUCGUCGUCCUCGACCUCCAAGAAGGACAAGAAGCAAAUGACGGAGCCGGAGCUACAGCAGCUGCGCCUGAAGAUCAACAGCCGGGAGCGCAAACGGAUGCACGACCUCAACAUCGCCAUGGACGGGCUGCGGGAGGUGAUGCCCUACGCGCACGGCCCGUCGGUGCGCAAGCUCUCCAAGAUCGCCACCCUCCUGCUGGCGCGCAACUACAUCCUGAUGCUCACCAACUCCCUGGAGGAGAUGAAGCGCCUCCUCAGCGAGAUCUAUGGCGGCCACCACGCCACCGGCUUUCACCCUGCUGCCGCCGCCUGCUCGGGGGGCCUGGUCAGCCACGCUGCACCUCUGCCGAGCCACCCAGCUUCCCACGCCGUGCACCACCCCAUCUUGCCCCCUGCCGCCGUCUCCAGUGCCUCUCUGCCCGGCUCCGCGGGGCUGUCGGCCGUCAGCUCUAUCCGACCCUCUCACGGCUUGCUCAAGUCUCCUCCGAGUGCUGCGGCUGCAGCUGCGGAGCAAAGGGGUUCCUUUUGA
Molecule: messenger RNA, 771 nt
Organism: Python bivittatus (Burmese python)
Lineage: Eukaryota; Metazoa; Chordata; Lepidosauria; Squamata; Pythonidae
Gene: OLIG2
Product: oligodendrocyte transcription factor 2
Biological process (GO): oligodendrocyte differentiation; positive regulation of transcription by RNA polymerase II; myelination
Cellular component (GO): nucleus
Molecular function (GO): protein dimerization activity; E-box binding; DNA-binding transcription factor activity, RNA polymerase II-specific
Source: RefSeq, a predicted model, not a curated record